Thermothielavioides terrestris NRRL 8126 is the source of this 1863-nucleotide messenger RNA. RefSeq lists its product as uncharacterized. The record is from RefSeq and is a predicted model, not a curated record. Gene Ontology annotation, molecular function: ATP binding; ATP hydrolysis activity; GTP binding. The transcript is spliced from 4 exons. Lineage: Eukaryota; Fungi; Ascomycota; Sordariomycetes; Sordariales; Chaetomiaceae. Bases 370 to 1554 code for a protein of 394 amino acids. Gene Ontology annotation, cellular component: cytoplasm.
CCCCGCCAUGGUUGGAAGCUCAAGCCCAAAAUUUUCACCUGCUUUGCAUCCUCCGAACCACCUAGCCACGACAACGUAGGUCCAACCUUCAUCGCAUCUGACCGCCGCGUUUCUCGCUGGGCGACUGGGACUCGGCCCAAUCGCUAGACAUUCACUUGUCUGAGCGACCAACCUCCGGAUAGGUGCAGCUCGUGGCAGCCGGCCCACGAGCUCGUCGCGACGGCGCCCACACUUCGAUCUCUCCUCUUCGCUUCUUCAUUACCCCUCCUUCGAAACCCCGCAGCUAGCUCUGCUUUUGUCCGGAAGCCGGUGCUCGACUGCACUCUCGUCUACAUCUCCACUCGCCACUACAGCAAACGCAGGACCAAGAUGCCUCCCAAAAAGGCUGUGCAGGAGGAGAAGAUUCUCCUGGGCCGUCCCGGCAACAACCUGAAGAGCGGCAUUGUUGGCUUGGCCAAUGUCGGCAAGUCCACACUGUUCCAGGCCAUUACCAAGUGCAACCUGGGGAACCCUGCAAACUUCCCCUAUGCCACCAUCGAACCCGAGGAGGCGCGCGUCAUCGUUCCCGAUGCGCGCUUCGACUGGCUGUGCGAGAAGUAUCAGCCCAGGUCGCGGGUACCUGCCAACCUGACUGUCUAUGACAUUGCCGGCUUGACCCGCGGUGCCUCCACGGGUGCCGGUCUCGGCAACGCUUUCUUGUCCCACAUUCGCGCCGUCGAUGCCAUCUUCCAGGUUGUGAGGUGUUUUGACGAUGCCGAGAUUAUCCACGUCGAAGGUGAUGUCGAUCCGAUCCGCGACCUCGACAUCAUCAGCGAGGAGUUGCGGCUCAAGGAUAUCGAGUUCGUCGAGAAGGCUCUCGAGACCCAGAAGAGGAAGACGCGUCAGGGUGGCCAGAGUCUCCAGAUGAAGCAAUGGAAAGAAGAGGAGGCCACGAUUGAGAAGGUCCUGGCCUGGCUGAAGGACGGCAAGGAUGUCCGCAAGGGCAACUGGGCUCCCAAGGAGGUCGAGACGAUCAAUCCUCUCCUCCUCCUGACUGCCAAGCCAGUGGUCUUCUUGGUUAACCUCUCGGAGAAAGACUACAUCCGGAAAAAGAAUAAGCACCUCCCCAAGAUCGUCGAGUGGGUCAAGGAGCAUGCCGAGGGCGACCCCAUCAUACCCAUCUCGGUCUCGUUUGAGGAGCGGUUAACCAAGUUUGAGACCGAGGAGGCGGCCAAAGAGGAGUGCAAGAGGGUCGGAGCGGAGUCGGCGCUGCCCAAGAUCAUCGUACAGAUGCGAAAGGCGCUCAACCUGGGCAGCUUCUUUACUGUUGGCCCCGACGAGGUCCGGCAAUGGACCAUCCGGAACGGCACCAAGGCGCCGCAAGCGGCUGGCGUCAUCCACUCUGAUUUUGAGAAGACGUUCAUCCAGGCCAUCGUGUACAACUAUUCGGUUCUCAAGGAGCUCGGCGACGAAUCCGAGGUGAGGGCGAAGGGCAAGAUGAUGACCAAGGGUAAAGACUACGUCGUCGAGGACGGCGAUAUUCUGCUGAUCAAGGCCGGCGCUGCCAAGGCCUAAGAUUCCGCAGACAAUUGAUACGAAGUUCCAUGACAUACGAGUAAACCGCUGCGCGACCUUUCCUGCACCAGAGCGACUGACUGUUGGGACGGGAUGUCCUGGCAAUCCGGAGCAUGUAGGCUGGUAGUUCAACCCGUAGGCUUGGCGCCGAUGCAGCGCCCAUAUGGAUAGGAUAGACCUUUUGACAGUCCAGGAAUGGGAGCAGAUCGCGAUACUUACACUAGGUAGGUAAUUGAUGCAUCUGGUCGAGUGUAAGAAAGGUAUCUGGUUUGCUGUUUCCGGGCUCCUGGCUGUUUCUGGCUGUUCCCG